Messenger RNA from Schistosoma margrebowiei, 1589 nucleotides. NCBI's taxonomy places the organism in Eukaryota, Metazoa, Platyhelminthes, Trematoda, Strigeidida, Schistosomatidae. The record is from the annotation of a GenBank genome assembly.
GUAGAAGUUGGCGCGCCUUGUGGAGUUUGCGUUGCGACAAGUUAUUGAAGGUCGAGAAUGGAUGGAAUGAGGGUUCAUUGCAGUCGGUCAAAUACAUCAACUUAAACGGGCACUGGUGACGGCGCAGGACAGAAUCAUACACUUCGCAUUUAAAUACGGACAAUUGUCUCAACCUUGUACAAGCCAUUUUUUAAUUUGUGCAUCACUCAAUCGCUUUUCAUGCAUCAUUGGUCUAUUGAAAUUGAAAAGACGGAAUAAUGAAUAAUCCAAGUGAAGGAAAGGACUCUAGUCUUGUACAAUGCAUUUUAAAAGAGUUGGCCGAAGAACUCUCACCAUAUGGUUUCGAUAUAUCCCCAUUUUUAUCUGGUUGGUAUGAUGCCAAUACCAGUUCAAAGGUCCGACUUGGGUCUGAUCUAACACCUUAUGAAGACUGUUUAUGCAUUUGUUUGCUAAGCAAUCCACAAAUGUUUGAAAAGACAUUUAUACCAACUGUUUUUGAUUGGUGUAAGGAAUCAGGAAUAGAAUCACUGGAUAAUGUUUUGAAAUGUUUGAAAACUCGGUUUUGUGGAUCUAGAUUUCUUCCCGGCUCUGAUGAUCCCUUCGAUUGGACUGUUUUUAUUCGAUUACAAAAGGCACUAAGUAGUUCUGUUCAAAAAUUAAAACUUAAUCUAACUCCUGACGAGUCGACAAAGUUAAAUAAUGCGGAAUGGAUACCAGAUUAUGCUAUCAGACCAGUUACUCGACUUCCCUAUGUUCAUGUGCAAACAGCUGGUCACGUAUCAGGAAUGGCUUAUUUUCAUCAACCUAGUGAUUCAAUAAAGAAAAAAUGCAGUUCCUAUAGUGGAGUCAGUUUGCAUCCAUAUUACGGCGGUUGGUUCGGGUUUAGAGGUAUUUAUAUCUUCCCCAACUUACGAUAUCCAACUUUACCAAGACAAAAUCCAUUAUCUCCUAUCUAUUUCGAGAAUGAACAAUUGCCGGACGAAUUAUUAGAACAUGUAUUGCAUGCAUAUAAUUGUUGUUGGAAUGAAAAUAAAUGGAGAGAUUAUAAGUUACCAGAUACAAUUGAUCACCGUUAUUCAUUAAAUGCUUUAGCUUAUUUUUCAACGUCACCAUCAGAACGCGUACAAUUUGUUCGAAAUUUGUUUGCACGUUAUAAAAACACUGAUCAAUAACAAUAACCAAUUCCAUACACAAUUCGACUACCUUAAUUGUAAUUCAAAUGAAAGACAUUACUUUUUAGACAAUAUCGAAAGAGUCGACACUAAUGAAGUUUGGUGAAGUGUUUCCAAAUAAAUUAAUCUGAAUGCAAGUCUUGCUUUGUUCAAAUGAGUAAAUUCAUAGAGUUUGGUUUGGUUGGGUUGAGAUAGUUGUUUUUAUCUUUAUGUUUUCAUCGAAUUCUUAUGCACUAAACUUUAUUUUGCCUUGGUUUAAUAGCAAAAUAAUAAGUAUUCUCCUACAUUUUCCACUGUAGACUUUCACAAACAUUUUAGUUGAUUGCAUUUAUGAUUUUUUUAUAUUUUCGCUGACUUUUUCCGUUAACUUGACUUCGCUUUGAUUUAUUAAUAACAAUGGUAAUAAGUAAAUAUUCU